AUGAGGCCGGCAAGCCUACACAACAGCGUGACUGCCUCGUGUUCUUGCUAUGACGCGCUUUCGUCGCAGGUCACGUCGUCUCGCUCACUACGACAGACGUCACUCGCUAUGAAGUCUAUCUCCAGAUCCAGGUUCACACGAUGCUCGCGCACUUGGCAUUCGUUCUUCAACCCCAAGCUUUACCGAAACGAUGUGAAAACGGGAAAAUACUCCGCCGUUUUCAACACCAUUGCCAACUGCACAGAUACGCGGGUGGCUCUCGCCACGCUCCGGCAUACCUGCCGAGCCGGCGCUGACUACAACAGACCGGCCACCAUCCCUUUCCUCGUUACGGCCCUGUAUCUGGCCGCCUCGAAAGGCUACCCUGACAUUGUGUCAUUUCUCCUUGACCACGGUGCCGAUAUCGACGGGGUCCCGGACUGUCGGCUACGGACUCCCACGUCCAUGAUUCUCCUUCGGCGCGGCGCACGGCUUGAGUCUCCCGAAUUCGGCAUCAACGCCCUCCAUCAAGCUGCCGCCGCCGGGCUCACCGAAGUCAUCGCGUAUCUUGUCGACGAGAAAGAGAUGGAAGUGAACGAGGCCGACAACAACGGGGACACGCCGCUGAUUCACUCCCUGUUGUCUCCGUCGCCAGAGACGUUCGGCGUCGACGUGAACCAGCCUACGACGAUAGACACAUGGCGCAUGACGGCCCUCAGCAUGGCGUGCGAAGAUGGCAUGGGCGAGCUGGACGGCUUGAUCGAGGGGGCCGACCCAGCGCUCCGUAUCUUCGAUCAAAAGCCGCUCGAGCUAGCGCUCCUGGCCCGGGUCAAAGAAACGGAUGGCAGGACGGCAUCGGCGAAGCAACGGCUCAUCGAACUCCUCCUCAAGUCGGGCGCUGACCCAAACGAAGCGGUUUGCAUAUCGGCACGCUGUAACUGGACAGGACCUCUCUUGCUGAAGCUGGCUCGAGAGAGGCGCCGUUGGGAGGCCGAGAUGCUGCUUUCUUCGGGUCUCGUAGACAUCGACAAGCGCGACUCGCAUGGUGCGACAAGUCUCGAUUGGACACUUUCCACAUGUCACGGCAACCCCGUGAUGGCGUCGAUCUUGCUGCGGCGUGGUGCCAAGAUGGACGAUGCCGUGGUGUGCGACAUUAUCGGCAAGCUGGCGCGGCUUGCAGACGCACAAGACCACUGGAGUGUGAUCAGCCUGUUGACGCGAGAGCCUAAGCUGUUGAAGAUAUUCCAUUCGCCGAGCGUGAUUGUGCGUCUCGUCACGGAGAUGUUGAAGCACGGUGUGAGUCUGACGAAGACGGGCGUCUUGAACAUGCUGCGAAAUGCGAAGGAGAGUAGGCCAGGGCCGGUCAUCGCAGGGAGCGCCAUACGGAGGUGGU
This is a messenger RNA of Colletotrichum godetiae, 1372 nucleotides long. Its product is annotated as ankyrin repeat-containing domain protein. The transcript is spliced from 8 exons. The record is from RefSeq and is a predicted model, not a curated record. The annotation marks the transcript as partial. Gene Ontology annotation, molecular function: protein binding. Lineage: Eukaryota; Fungi; Ascomycota; Sordariomycetes; Glomerellales; Glomerellaceae.